UUGCUGGGAUAGGCCGGAGUCGGCACACACAGAGAGUGUGCGUGUUUGCAAGGGGUGAAAGUUUUUCCGGUGGAGCGGACGUGAUAUCCCUCAGAAACGGAUUAUUCAAAACCGCUUCAUGAGGCGAUCUUUUUGCCGUCAUUUUGUCGCAGAGGAGCAGUAAUACCUUAGGAGAGAGGCUGCAACUUGAGACAGCAGAAUGUCAGAGCUGGACUCUGAGACAUACCUCCAGUUUCUACUGGACCUGACCAACCUCAUCACAGCAGACGACUUAGAGCAGUUCAAGAUGGCCUGUAAGGAUGACAUACCGGAGGAAAAAGUGCCAGAACUGAAGACCCCUCGGGACUGGUUCAUGUUCCUGGAGAAGAUUGAGAAGCUGGCUCAAGAUGAUCUGUCGUACAUCGAGCAUGUCUUCGAGAUCACGAGGCGACCAGACCUGCUGACCAAGAUCCUGGAGUACCGAACACAAGUCCUGAAAAUCUCAGACGACGAGGAGCUAGACUCCAAACUCACUCGAGUACCAAGUGCCAAGAAAUACAAAGAUCUGAUAUCCAAGGAUCACCUGGGGGUAUUAGAGGAUGGCAGCAUCAAAUUGGACCCACCUCCCUCCAAGAAAGGACCAUAAUGAGGCUGGAAGUCUUGUCAAUGUGACUGACUUUUGGAACCACUGCAAUCAAGACACUGUCUGAUGCCUAUUACACAGAUGGAUGUUGACAAGAGCUGGCUUCUUCUUGUAGGAAUCGCCAUGGGUUUCUUAGAUCCUCUUCUCAUUAACGUUCCCAUAAGACAAGGCAACAAUUUGUACCCACCUGCAGCUCAGUUUACAGAAAAUCUUCGAAACCUGCAAUUAUGGAUGCUUUCUAUAACCUCUGUCUGCUGGGUUACAUAUAUAUCUGCCACCUUGAAAAACAUUGUAUUUAGCCUAGUAGGAAAUCUCUAUUGCAGCAACACCCAGGUAUGGACAGAUUAGAUAUGCAGGACUGCAUUAUACUGAAGGAUGUUGUAUUGGAAAUCUCAUUUUUUUCAGGGUGGCGGAUAUAUGUGACCUAGUAGAUGUUUCAUGCAGCCCAGGCUCAAUGUUUUGUGAUAAAUCACUACUCACACUCACUAUCAGGUACUGAAAUUCCUGUGUGGCCGUAUGAAUUCACUUACAGUGUAAUUACCUUCAGGCUUCAGCUAGAGAGGAGUUGGUUCUGUCUUGCCAAUUUUGUGCCUGCUAGACAAGUGUAACUGUGUCCUGGAAAACUGCACAAUUUACUUAAUUCUAUUGGCUUAGGUCUGUGAGUGUGUGUUUGCAAUAUAUACAAUGCAGCAUUGCCCUACACUGUCAGAGCUGCUAUGUCUGUUUGUAACUGGAAGAGAGGCAAAGCAGUGAGGGUAAGAGGAUGAAGUCUGCCAUCUCUGAUUGCCUUGUUGUAUGUGAGUAGGUGUCACAUCAAGUAUUUUAGUUGACACUCAGUUUUUAAUUGCAGAUGUGGGUUGAAGUAAUGCAAGACUGUGUAUAAUUAUGAUCUUGAUCAACUUCACUGUUAAAAUUGUUUGAUUGUAUUUAAAAAAACACAAUAUGAAAAUAUUAUAAAUUUUAAUAUUAGGUGGGAGUGUCACAAGUGUGGCAGUGGUAACAUUGGUGAAGUUGUGAUGUGAUUAUGCAGCAAAUUACUGUAAAUGUUAGAUGAUGAGUGAGAUUGAGUGAGAAUAAAGUACACGUACUACAUAACUUAGUAUCAUAAGCUUCCUGAUGUUUAACCUUUGAGAACCUUGAGCACUUGUGGUCAGGCUAGUCUAAUGACAUUUGAAUGACUGUUUUAGUAUAUGCUAAGUCUAGGUCUAGUCUUGGCAAGGUAUUUGCAGAGUAGUUCACUAAAUGGUAAGUGUAUGUAGUACAGUGCUACCCAUUACCAGUAUUGUCUGAUUUACAAAUGUCAUCUAUCUUACAAAUGUGUGGACAGGGCCAAAUGUUUAAGACAUGGGAAGAAAGAUCAGAACUAAUAUCACAUUUUUAAUGACUGCAAAGUCACCUGCAUAUGGGAAAAUGAACUGACAUGAAUGACUAUCAGACUACAUGUGAUUUUGACAACUCAAGAAAAGCAAAGUAUUUUAGACAUUACCCUAUAAAGGGAAAAGAUCUGUUUCUAUGAAUGAUUGUAAUAGGCUGUGUGACAGUGAUUAUCAUUGUUUUAUGAUAAGCACGUUACAUGUAAAUUCUACAUGUCAGCCAAAAGCAAAUUGUAUAUUUUGACAAUGAAAAUCUAACAUGGAGAUGAAAUAUGUGGAUAAUUUGUAUGAUUAUUAAGAGAUGAUAAGAAAUGCUGAUAUUUCAAGGGCUGACACAUCCAGAUAUAGAAGCAAGUGGAAUUUUUAUCAACGAAGAAAGAGCUUAGGUGCAAAUUUGUAAUGUAGAGGUGAUAACUGAUGGUAGUAUGGAGCUGAUAAACGAUGGAAGUAUAUAGCUGAUAACUGAUAGUAGUAUAGAGUAGGUAACUAAUGGUAGUAUAGAGUAGAUCACUGAUGGUAGUAUAGAGCUGAUAACUGAUGGUAGUAUAGAGCUGAUAACUGAUGAUAGUAUAGAGCUGAUAACUGAUGGUAGUAUAGAGCUGAUAACUGAUGGUAGUAUAGAGCUGAUAACUGAUGGUAGUAUAGAGCUGAUAACUGAUGGUAGUGUAGAGCUGAUAACUGAUGGUAGUAUAGAGCUGAUAACUGAUGGUAGUAUAGUGCUGACAAUUGAUUGUAGUAUAGAGCUGAUAACUGCUGGUUAUAGAAUUGACGUUAUUGUGAAGAUGAUAACUGAUAGUGUGUAGAAUCGGUAACUUAUGGUAGUAUAAACCUGAAGACAACUGAUGUGUUUUUCUUCAGCUCCUUUUGUCUUUCUUGUGGAGCUGAUCUUGUAAUAGCUAGUGAUGUAGAAAUGAUGAUACUAGUAACCUAUGGCUUGAUAAUGGUUGUGUACAUGUAGAUUUGAUGAAUAUCACACCCUAACAUCAUUGUGCACCAUGAUGAUAAUACAUUAGUAUCAGAAUUACAUAAUUUCCACUUUGAACAAAUAUAACCGUUACCAACUGUAAGAAUUCAAAAAGCCAAGAAGACAACAGUUGUUAGAAGGACUGGUAGUGUGAGAAGGUGAGCUUGUUUUGCAAUUUUAUCUGACGAGAAUGUUUAAUUUCUGUCUGGUCAACUGUUAGAUUAAAGGAGAUAUAUUUGAGUAAGAUUCAGGCAGAGGCCAGAUUGGAAGAGUAGCAAUGAAGGAAGGUGACAGAGAUAUAUGCACUAGAAGAAGUGAUGGUAGAAGCCAGUGAUUGUGUCAGGCAUUUUGGAGCAAUGUGUAGAGUUUGAAGUGUAUGGUAGAGGUAGACUAUGGCAGUGGAGUGGUCUGUAGAGAUGUACUCAGUCUAGUACUUUCUACCAAUAGAUGAAAUGUACCAACAGAAGGCUAUGUCAUGUUGUGAUUUUUCAACCUCUUCUGCGCCUUAACAUGUACAUGUCAGACCUUAAUGGGUACAUUGCACUUAACACCUAACACUUAAAGCACUUAAGGUAAGUUGGGAAACAGGUGACAUUUUUCAAUAGAUACUAAGUUUAGGAAGUAAACAAAUGCAUCAACUCUGAAGCAGGCACAUGAAGUAGUAUAGGGUUGAAAGGUAGCAGCAGGCUAGCAUUUUUUGUUGGAAACAUUGGAAGAGGGAUUGAUGAUUUUUGUCAAUGAUGGGCAUCUGAAAGUUGUUGAGCCCCCUAGAAAUGUUAGUAUUAUGCAAAUGCUUUGUUUUUCAACAUACAGUAGUCUCCCUAUGUGUUAUCAGUAGAGCUCCGUACUUUAGUCCUCCAAGUAGGCGCUAACGUUAUCAUUGGCAUCAUCAUCUGUGGUAUAGAGCUGACCAGCCAUCAGUGUUUUCAUGUUUUGGAAUGGGUGAAGUCCAUGAGGGACAAGUUGGAACCCAGUCACGAAUUGUUGCCAUUGCCUCCACACAGGUGUCUGCAGGAGCAGUGUCAGGUGUUGAAAGAUACACAAAUGUAUGUUAUACUUUCAUGUCAUAAAGAGCAAUCAAUAAAUGCACUGCUAGAUCAU
Molecule: messenger RNA, 4060 nt
Organism: Branchiostoma belcheri (Belcher's lancelet)
Lineage: Eukaryota; Metazoa; Chordata; Leptocardii; Amphioxiformes; Branchiostomatidae
Product: astrocytic phosphoprotein PEA-15-like
Exons: 4
Coding region: 200-625 (141 amino acids)
Biological process (GO): regulation of apoptotic process; MAPK cascade
Molecular function (GO): protein binding
Source: RefSeq, a predicted model, not a curated record